Staurois parvus is the source of this 1107-nucleotide messenger RNA. Lineage: Eukaryota; Metazoa; Chordata; Amphibia; Anura; Ranidae. The record is from the annotation of a GenBank genome assembly.
CUCUACAAGGACGUCAUGAUGGACAAUCAGCCGCCCCUCACAUCACCGGAUGGAUCCAGUCAUGGAACCCACCAGAGAGAUGUCCCCGUCCUCUGUAUUCCCGGGAUUCCACACAGGAAGGUCACACCAUCCCUCACCAUCAUCAGAGUGGAAACCUGAGAGAUUCUAAAGUUGAGGUUAAAGAAGAGAUAAAAGAGGAGGAGGAUGAGGAUGGGGGGAUGGAGGAGUCAGAGCUUCUAAGAAAACACAAAGAUCUGUACCAGGACACCAUGGUGGAGUCAUCCAGCUACAGGAACCCACCAGAGAAAUGUUCCCAUCCUCUGUAUUCCCGGGAUUCCACACAGGAAGCAUCAGGUAGAUGAUGACAAUUAUUGGUAGUUGUGAUUUUAUACACAGCAUGUUUGUUACAAUGAAUGUUUUAUUAUAUCUUUCAGAGUGGAAUCCUCGGGGAUGAUAAUAUUGAUGUUAAAGAAGAGUAUAAAGAGGAGGAUGAGGAGUAUGGAGUGAUGGAGGAGUUUUCAGAAGGACACAAGGAUAUGAUGGAGCCACCUAAUACCAGGAACCCACCAGAGAGAUGUCCCCGUCCUCUGUAUUCCCGGGAUUCCACACAGGAAGGUCACACCAUCCCUCACUAUUACAAGGUUGAUGGAUCCAGUCAUGGGAACCCACCAGAGAGAUGUCCCCGUCCUCUGUAUUCCCGGGAUUCCACACAGGAAGGUCACACCAUCCCUCACCAUCAUCAGGUAGAUGAGGAACAAUCACUGAUAGUAUCAUUAGGAUCUGUACAUUAUCUGCAUUUCAGAGCUUCCAGAAGAACACAAAGAUCUGUACCAGGACACCAUGGUGGAGUCAUCCAGAUACAGGAACCCACCAGAGAGAUAUCCCCAUCCUCUGUAUUCCUGGGAUUCCACACAGGAAGGUCACACCAUCCCUCACUGUUACAAGGUUGAUCCAAUCGAUAUAGAAGUUGAGGUUAAAUCAGAAGAAGAAGAGGCGUAUGUGAGGGAUGAUCAGCAGUCUAUGGAGGAGGAUGGAAUAACGGGGACAUUUAUAGAGGAGGACACUCCUACAGAGAUCAGCACAGGUGGGUCAUGAACACUAAAUCCA